AUGGAAGCUCCGCCGCAUGACUUUGCGAGUCUUGCCAUCAUCGUCACCGACUGGGACUCUCUGUACGCGAAGAAAGUCAGUUCAUCAUCCACCGCAACCACAAAUUCAGGAUCUCCGCCCGCCYUUGAUUCCUUCCAACAACGCAGCGAGACAGGCAUAUCGGAUGUCGUUGACGAGAUCUGGAAUCUGGUGUCCAAGACCCUGAGGAAUAGAUUGAGGGAGGCGUGUAUUGGAGUGCUGAGGAGAACCGACAGCGUCGACGUGACCCAAGCUUAUUACUUGCUGGACGAGGAUGCUCGUUUGCUGGACUGA
Ramularia collo-cygni is the source of this 312-nucleotide messenger RNA. RefSeq lists its product as uncharacterized. Bases 1 to 312 code for a protein of 103 amino acids. Lineage: Eukaryota; Fungi; Ascomycota; Dothideomycetes; Mycosphaerellales; Mycosphaerellaceae. The transcript has a single exon. The record is from RefSeq and is a predicted model, not a curated record.